Messenger RNA from Gaeumannomyces tritici R3-111a-1, 1715 nucleotides. RefSeq lists its product as hypothetical. Lineage: Eukaryota; Fungi; Ascomycota; Sordariomycetes; Magnaporthales; Magnaporthaceae. The record is from RefSeq and is a predicted model, not a curated record. Gene Ontology annotation, cellular component: exomer complex; trans-Golgi network. Gene Ontology annotation, biological process: Golgi to plasma membrane transport; conjugation with cellular fusion. The transcript has 2 exons. The coding region runs from base 230 to 1456 and encodes 408 amino acids. Gene Ontology annotation, molecular function: protein dimerization activity.
AUCGCGCAUCCAACAACGCCACCAAAAACGAGAGUCGAAGCGUAGCUCGCGACGGCAUGGAUUUUGGAUCCAGGACACGCGCCACGACCCAAAACCUAGCUCUGUAGAGGCCCCCAUUCAAACCAAACACUAAUUGCGCCAACCACCGUUGCAAGCGACUGGUCGCCGCAUCCAACCAGCCUCUGCGCCCUGAAAACGCCUCACCAGUUAGCCAAACACAAACGUCAUCAUGUUGGUCUCGUUGACGGUCGGCAAGGUCGACGCCGGUGUCACGGUGCUCCUGACGCCCGACAAGCGCCUGAUCGAGUUCCCGUCCAUCCUCCUCCCGCCCGACAUCGAGUCUGGCUCGAUAGUGGACAUCAUGGUGUCGCGCAACACGGCGUCCGAGGUCAAGGCAGAGUCGCUCUUCCGCGCCCUGCAGGACCAGAUCUACAACGCCUUCGGCGCCGGCGAGCCGGCCCAGCCCGUCCUGCGAUGCCGCAACGCGACCCAGACGAGCGUCGUGCUCGAGUGGGACCCGGUCCAGCUCGCGACCGCCGACCUGAUCAGCCUCGCCCUCUAUCGCAACGGCCAGAAGGCCGGCAACAUCCCGCGCCCGCUCGACAUGCACAGCACAAAGAUCUCGGGCCUCGCCGUCGACACCGAGUACACCUUCCACCUGGUCCUGCGCACCACGGCCGGCACGUUGGCGAGCGAAAAGGUCACGGUGCGCACCCACAAGAUGACGGACCUGUCGGGCGUCACUAUCACCACCGGCAUCAUGCCCGCCGUCAUGCGCGAGAACCUCGCCAAGGCCGUCGACCGCGUCGGCGCCCGUAUGGUUGACGGCGUGCGCAUCGACACCACCCACUUUGUCACCACCGAGGGCCGCGGCAUGCAGUGGGAGAAGGCCGUCGAGAUGAACAUCCCGGUCGUCCGCCCGGAGUGGGUCGAGGCCUGCGAGAAGAACGGCCGCAUCUUGGGCGUUACAAAGUUCUACCUCGACGCCAUGCGGCCCGUACCCGGCACCCUAGCGACGUCCGAGGCGCCGUCGCCCGUUACCCAGAAGGAGCUGCCACAGCCGCCGGCUGGAGCUGGAGCGGGGGCUGCCGGAGCGGGGGCCGCAGCAGCAGCAGUAGUUGCCACAUCCGGUGCCGGGGACAGCGGCGAGGAGAACAAAUACCAGCAGAUCGGCUCGCAGGGGGGUGAGGACGAGGUCGCCGCACAAAAGAAGGAGAUGGGAGAUCAGGAGUCCGUGUCGUCGGAAGACAGCGACGACGAUGAGAGUGAGAAGGAGACCGAGAAGACCUCCGCGCAGGAGGAACAGAAGUCCCGGGCCGAGGAAAAGGACAUACCGUUCCGCCCGACCGCGCUGGCACCAACGAGGCCGUUUGACGAGGACGCCGGUGGCGGCCCAGAAGACUCGAAAGCCACAACCCCUGGGGACGGAGCGUCCUUUCAGGACGUUGCCUUAUAAUGACUGACCUACCUUGGAAGGGGUGUGAUUAUUUGUUUGACGGCGGGAGUGUCCCGACAUAGAAUUGCAGAGAGCCGCAUUUUUUCUUCUCUCGAAUUGCGAGCGGGCUGUUUGGCGCAGCGGACGGCAUGUACAACAGGCUUAAUUUUACACAACAUAGGUGCACAUUUUGCUAUCCAAGCCGUUCCCUUUGUGCUCUCACCCUUUUGGAGACCGAUCAAGGUUUUAUCUCUUUCCCUUUCCAGUCCCACAGUCUGCC